CGGUGAAAGUGGCGACUUCCGGCGAGCCGAAGCCAAGCACAAAGAUUUGGUGUCCAAAGUGUUAAGUAGGCCAUGCCCUAAAUCUGCAUUCCGACAUGUGCGCGGGUUUGCCGGCACAAUCGCGAGUGCAAGUGCGGAGCGCCUUAAGUCCAAAACCUGCCGAACGCACUUAUUGCCGCUUUGUCGGCGCUCAUAAAGUGCAGGUUGUCAUUUGCGAACCCAUGUGGAUCGGUGUUCAACGGGUUAAACACCUCGCCCCUAAAAGUUGUUUCCGUAAGUUCGCCCUCGCGGUAGCUGGUGCUGGUCACCUGGAGUGAUUCCUAAACACUAUUUGUAUUAUCAAGUGGACUGCGAUUGGCAUGUGAUGCCGUGAGUACGAAACAGCUUGCACCAGCCGCCAGCGUGGGUCCUGCAGGCGCCAGACACGUGCGAAUGGCCCGCGGGGCUCACCAGCAUCGCGGAAUGACAGACUACCGGGGAGUGAUGAACCAAACGUCGAUGAGGACGCAGUCCUUGGAGUAUGCUAUAGAACAGAGGAAUAAGAAUCCGUGUUAUAAGGAACAGAAAUUGAGUAUGAAGUGCCUAGAGGACAACGGCUACGACUAUGACAAAUGUCAGCACUACUUCGAUAACUUCAAAGCCUGCAAAGGCUUUUGGCUGGCCAUUUCCAAGGACAGACUAAAGAAAAACAUACAUCCUGCAAUGCCACCUCCCGAGGAACGUGAGACCAUCAAGCAGGAGUACCUAAAGCAACAAGCACAGAGACGGCGGAGCAGUGGACAGCCAAGCAGCUAGCUGUUCAUUUAUUGGCUAACUAGCGGUUGACCCAGCGGUGCACAGUCUCCUCCCAGUCUGUGUUGGCCGCCUCCUCCUCGUCUUCGGUGCGGACGUAGCUGUCGUCAUCGGUGGUUCCUGGCUGGAGGCAGCUGGGCGACAGCUCCUGCAGGCAUGGCAACUGUCUUGCAAUGGCCGGAUGGGGCCCAAGCUGUGUUGCAGCAGAGGCACCAAGCAGAACCACCUUGGCUCAGAGGGCGAAGGUCGUUAAUCGACAGACUGAGAGCUGCAAUGUUACCUACACACUACUAUAGUGCGCUGACGAUAUUGCUGUAUUUACAGAAACCGUAGAUUUUCUAAUGGGUUGAGCUAUUAAGAUUACAUAAAAUCAGCGAAAUGAUAAGCAAGCCUUAUGGUCUAGUCCUUCAAUAAAGAGUGAACAAGCCACACAACAUGUACUUAAGUGUCACAACAAGUUAUCUAGUCUCAAGUUCCAUAAGUAACGGGUGACAUUACAGCAUUAAGUUUAUAAAAAGAGUUGUUACCAUAUUUUGAUAAAAAGAUCUUUCAAAGCAA
Molecule: messenger RNA, 1350 nt
Organism: Dermacentor silvarum
Lineage: Eukaryota; Metazoa; Arthropoda; Arachnida; Ixodida; Ixodidae
Product: coiled-coil-helix-coiled-coil-helix domain-containing protein 7
Exons: 4
Coding region: 433-795 (120 amino acids)
Source: RefSeq, a predicted model, not a curated record